AUGAAGGUCCCUCAUGCUCCGGGUCACAGGCAGGUGACUCCCAAACCCAAGCUCAAACAGAACAGACAUCCUUGCACCUGGGAGGGAUGUCACCGCAUGUUCGCGUGUCCGCACAACGUUCGACAACACAUUCGGGAGGCGCACACCGGAGAACGUCCAUACGCGUGCGAAAUUUGUGCAGCUGCAGGCAAAAGCAAGGCCUUCAAACGACCAGGUGUGCUCAAUCGCCAUCUGAGACUGGUGCAUCACAUGGUUGUCGAGACGAACCGGGCUCGCAAGGAGAGUUCAGAUCGAUCAGUACAACGUACCCAACUUGUCCGGUGCGAUACGCCGAUGAACCCCCAUGACCAAGAGCAGAUCCAGCAGACCGUGCAAAUGAUCGAACCUACAACGCCAGUGUUUAAUCGUUCGUCCUCUGAGAGCACUUGGUCGUAUCAUCACAUGCCUGCUGAAAUCGACAUCAAUAUUCCAUUCUUCGGCGAACACAAGACAGCAGGAUUCCUCAACGGUCACGAUCUCUUCAACUUGUCCUAUGACAUGCCUUCGCUUCAAGUUGGCUCAUCCGAAGUGUGGGCUCAGAUGAAUGCGCUUGUCGCCAUGCAACCCCCUGCUCCGACACACCCAAUCCACGACUACCACAACCGCCAACUGCACCCCAAUGCUGAUCACAUGCUUAUACACUCCACACAUGCUAAUAACACCACAUCCAUGGCUUGGUCACAGGGAGCGCAGUCAUAUAACCCUUUCGCUGGCACGGAACUUCCAAGCUUGGAUUCACUGCCUCGACUGCAACACAGCAGGAACAACUCUUCGGAAGAUGACCACAGCCACGGGACGAUCAAGACCGAAGACCUGUUCUCAAGCAUGCAACAUGGCAUGGGCUGGAUGAUGUGA
Dissoconium aciculare CBS 342.82 is the source of this 894-nucleotide messenger RNA. RefSeq lists its product as uncharacterized. The record is from RefSeq and is a predicted model, not a curated record. The transcript has a single exon. Lineage: Eukaryota; Fungi; Ascomycota; Dothideomycetes; Mycosphaerellales; Dissoconiaceae. The coding region runs from base 1 to 894 and encodes 297 amino acids.